UGAUUUUGUUUUUUGUUUACACUAUAUUGUCUUCGGUUGCCAAAGGAAGGAAAAAAAAAUUGUCUUAUUAUAGAAAAGAAUUGUUUGAUAGAAAAAUGAGCUCGCAAAAGAGUAUGCCAUUGACGAAAGAAGAAGUAAUGCAGCUGGUACAAUUAGUUGAGGAAAAUCCAGUGGUGUUCAGCAAAGCCACAAAUGCAAGCAAUAACCUGCUCAAGGAUGCGACUUGGAGUAUUAUCACAGAUAGUUUCAAUGCAUUAAUAGCCAGUAGCCCGAGAAAACCAGAGCAACUGAGAUUAAAAUGGGAAAAUUUGAAGAAAUCUGCCCGAAAACGCAGUACUAAAAUAAGAAUGAAUAACCUAAAGACAGGAGGUGGAAAACCAGAAUUCAUUCCACCAGAUGAAGCUUUGGAUAAAGUUGCUGCCAUUUUGGAUGCAUCGGACCAAGAGACCAUUAAACAAAUCACUGUCGCACCUGCUUUAUCCCCACAUACUCCGAAGUCAAAGUUAUUUUUUUCAUCGGUUUCAAGCAAAGGUAAAUUGAAGCGCCAAAAUGCUGCAUGUGAUGUUAAGGCAUCUGUGGUUGCCAGAAAUCGGGCUAUAACAGCCUAUUAUGAUGCAAAGAAGAAAAAUGAAGAAGAAAUAGCCACUAUUAAAAAAAGGAAAUUGGAGUUGGAAAUUUUAGAGUUGGAAAGGAGAAUUUACCCUGAUCCGACAAAAUAGGAAAAAUAAGUUCAAAAUUAAAAAGUUUAUAAAA
Messenger RNA from Spodoptera litura, 753 nucleotides. RefSeq lists its product as uncharacterized. Lineage: Eukaryota; Metazoa; Arthropoda; Insecta; Lepidoptera; Noctuidae. The record is from RefSeq and is a predicted model, not a curated record. Gene Ontology annotation, cellular component: nucleus.